This is a messenger RNA of Chroicocephalus ridibundus (black-headed gull), 1820 nucleotides long. It is a transcript of the gene FOXF2, whose product is annotated as forkhead box F2. Gene Ontology annotation, biological process: regulation of transcription by RNA polymerase II; animal organ morphogenesis. NCBI's taxonomy places the organism in Eukaryota, Metazoa, Chordata, Aves, Charadriiformes, Laridae. The coding region runs from base 16 to 1191 and encodes 391 amino acids. Gene Ontology annotation, molecular function: RNA polymerase II cis-regulatory region sequence-specific DNA binding; DNA-binding transcription factor activity, RNA polymerase II-specific. Gene Ontology annotation, cellular component: nucleus. The record is from RefSeq and is a predicted model, not a curated record. The transcript is spliced from 2 exons.
CCCUCCCUCCGCCAGAUGACCACCGAGAGCGGCCAGCAGCGGCAGGAGCCCCCCAUCCCUCUCCGCUCCUGCAGCCCGGCUCCCGGAGCUCUCCAGAUGAGCCGGCCGCCCUCCUCCGCCCUGGAGACCUCCACCUCCUCUUCCUCCACCUCCACCUCCUCCUCCUCCUCGGCGGCGGCGGCGUCCUCCAAGAGCAAGAAGGCCAGCUCGGGGCUGCGGCGGCCCGAGAAGCCUCCCUACUCCUACAUCGCCCUCAUCGUCAUGGCCAUCCAGAGCUCGCCCUCCAAGCGCCUGACCCUCAGCGAGAUCUACCAGUUCCUGCAGGCCCGCUUCCCCUUCUUCCGUGGCUCCUACCAGGGCUGGAAGAACUCCGUGCGCCACAACCUCUCCCUCAACGAGUGCUUCAUCAAGCUGCCCAAGGGACUGGGCCGCCCGGGCAAGGGCCACUACUGGACCAUCGACCCGGCCAGCGAGUUCAUGUUCGAGGAGGGCUCCUUCCGACGGCGGCCCCGCGGCUUCAGGAGGAAAUGCCAGGCGCUGAAGCCCAUGUACCGCAUGAUGAACGGGCUGGGCUUCGGCGCCUCCAUCCUCCCGCAGGGCUUCGAUUUCCAGGCGCCCCCCGCCUCCCUCGCCUGCCACUCCAACGGCUACAACCUCGACAUGAUGCCCAACGCCAUGGCCAGCGGCUACGAGGGACUCAGCGGCGGCCACCAUGUCCCGCACAUGUCGCCCAACCCGGGCUCGACUUACAUGGCCAGCUGCCCGGUGACUGCCAACGGGGACUACGGCCCCGACAGCAGCAGCAGCCCCGUGCCCUCCUCGCCGGCCAUGGCGAGCGCCAUCGAGUGCCACUCGCCCUACACGAGCCCUUCGGCUCACUGGACAGCCUCGGGGGCCUCGCCCUACAUAAAGCAGCAGGGCCUCCCCGCCGCCAACGCCGCCUCCUCCGGCAUCCACUCCAGCGUGCCCUCCUACUCCCUGGAGCAGGGCUACCUGCACCAGAGUCCCCGCGACGACCUCUCAGUGGGAUUGCCUCGCUACCAGCAUCACCCCUCCCCAGUGUGCGACAGGAAAGAUUUUGUCCUCAAUUUUAACGGUAUUUCUUCGUUUCACCCAUCCGCUAGUGGAUCUUACUACCACCAUCACCACCAUCAAAGCGUCUGUCAAGACAUCAAGCCCUGCGUGAUGUGAAGGCAGCGCCCCAACAGAGACAAUCAGGUGGCAUGAACAGAGCCGAGGUGUAGACGGACCCACGCAGAUUAAAUAUAAUGUGCACUCUGAUAGCAUUGGUAGUACACGAGUCACUUAGAAAAAUUACCUAAGGAAGCAGUGUUUUCGGUCCCUCUCCAUCCUCUGAAGGACAAGUACAGCCGAUGCACGCUCCAAAGCUCUUCCUAAACGAAAAAAUGCCUUGUGUGAUGUGUUGGGUUAGGUGGGACUUCAGUGUCCUUAUGCCAAGUCUGACCACCUUAAUCAUAAACCACCUUUCUGUGAUCUCCUAAAGAAUCGAGCUUUGGGAAAGGGAACAAUUCGAUAUUUUUGUAUACGAGAAAGUGUCUUUGAAUAGGAAAAAUAAAUCUCCCAGCUCAGCACCUGCGAGGACUCCCCCUUCCGUUGCUGCGUUAGUGGGAAAUUGAUUUCUUUAUUUUUUUCUCUCCCCAAGCCCGACCAAGGACACUCUGUAUGGACUUCAGCACCGACCGAUCGAUAUUAUUAAAACAGUAUUGUUUAGCCCUUUCGUGUAUAGACUUUAAGAAAAGUUCAAUUUUUUCCAGUAUUGCAGCAAUACAAUGUUUUGUUUUUUUAUUUUUACAAAAGUU